Molecule: messenger RNA, 509 nt
Organism: Salvelinus namaycush (lake trout)
Lineage: Eukaryota; Metazoa; Chordata; Actinopteri; Salmoniformes; Salmonidae
Product: CD82 antigen-like
Exons: 5
Cellular component (GO): membrane
Source: RefSeq, a predicted model, not a curated record
GUCACACACACACAACGGGACAAUCGAGAAGACGGAGGUCCGCUACAGCUAACCGUUAACUCCACAUUUUACACCAAAAAAAGCGUAACCAUGGGGAAGGGAUGUAUCACAGCAACCAAGUACUUCCUGUUCCUCUUCAACCUCAUCUUCUUUAUCUUUGGAGUGUUGAUCAUGAGCUUUGGACUGUGGGUCCUUCUGGAUAACCAGAGCUUCAUCACUGUUCUACAGGAGUCCUCCACCACUCUGCAAGUGGCCUCCUAUAUUCUGAUCGCUGUGGGUUCUCUCUCCAUGGUUAUGGGCUUCCUGGGCUGUAUAGGAGCCAUCUACGAGAUACGCUGCCUGCUGGGCCUGUACUUCACCUGCCUCCUGCUCAUCCUCAUCGCCCAGGUUACGGCUGGCGUACUCAUCUACUUCCAGAGAGACAGGGUGAGUUCUACCUCCACCUGUCCCUUCACCUCCUUCUCCCCCCUCCCCCCCUACUUCGUCUACAGUACUUCCAGAGAGACGGG